Molecule: messenger RNA, 3547 nt
Organism: Grammomys surdaster
Lineage: Eukaryota; Metazoa; Chordata; Mammalia; Rodentia; Muridae
Gene: Trim7
Product: tripartite motif containing 7
Exons: 7
Coding region: 1-1533 (510 amino acids)
Molecular function (GO): protein binding; zinc ion binding
Source: RefSeq, a predicted model, not a curated record
AUGGCGACUGUGGGGCCGCGGACCGGGCCGAACGCAGGAGCUGAGGCGCUGGCGCUGGCGGCAGAGCUCCAAGGAGAGGCGACGUGCUCCAUCUGCCUAGAGUUUUUCCGGGAACCGGUGUCGGUCGAGUGCGGCCACAGCUUCUGCCGCGCCUGCAUUACGCGCUGCUGGGAGCGUCCGGGAGCUGGGACCGGCACGGCGACCCGCACCCUGCCCUGCCCACUGCCCUGCCCUCAGUGCCGUGAGCCCGCGCGCCCCAGCCAGCUGCGACCAAAUCGACAGCUGGCCGCGGUGGCCUCGCUCCUUCGGCGCUUCAGCCUGCCCCCCACCGUCCCCGGGGAGCGCGGGACCUCAGGGGUGGCUGCCCGGGCGGCGGCUGCGCGGUGUUCGCAACACGGAGAGCAACUUAAGCUCUACUGCCAAGACGACGGCCGCGCCAUUUGCGUGGUGUGCGACCGCGCCCGCGAGCACCGUUCGCACGCCGUGCUGCCGCUGGAGGAGGCGGUGCAGGAGGCCAAGGAGCUGCUGGAUUCCAGGCUGAGGGCCUUGAAGAAAGUACUGGAAGACUAUGAAGCGUUCAGGUCAACAGAAGAGAGGGAGAGCAAGGAACUUAUAAAGCAGAUGGCGGCAGAGAAAGAGAAAGUAGGGGCAGAGUUCCAAGCACUGCGGGCCUUCCUGGUGGAGCAAGAGGGUCGGCUUCUAAGCCGACUGGAGGUGCUGUCCCGGGAAGUGACACAGAAGCAGAAUGAGAACCUGGCCCAGCUGGAGGGUGAGAUCACUCAGCUGUCCAAACUCAGCAGCCAGAUCCAGGAGACAGCUCAGAAGCCGGACUUAGACUUCCUCCAGGAGUUCAAAAGCACACUAAGCAAGUGCAGCAGCACGCCCGCCUCCAAGCCAACCACAGUCUCAUCUGAGAUGAAGAAUAAAGUGUGGAAUGUUUCCCUCAAGAGUUUCGUCUUAAAAGGAUUGCUGAAGAAGUUCAAAGAGGAUCUCCAGGGAGAGCUGGAGAAAGAAGAGAAAGUGGAACUCACUUUGGACCCGGACACGGCCAACCCCCGCCUCAUCUUGUCCCUGGAUCUAAAGAGCGUACGUCUAGGACAGCGCGCCCAGGACUUGCCUAACCAUCCUCGCCGCUUCGAUACCAACACCCGCGUUCUGGCGUCCUGUGGUUUCUCCUCUGGGCGACAUCACUGGGAGGUGGAAGUGGGCUCCAAGGACGGCUGGGCUUUCGGUGUGGCCCGCGAGAGCGUGCGUCGCAAGGGUCUCACGCCCUUCACCCCCGAGGAGGGCGUCUGGGCAAUGCAACUCAACAAUGGGCAAUACUGGGCGGUGACCAGCCCUGAGAGGACGCAGCUCAACUGUGGGCAACUGUCGCGGGUGAGGGUGGCGCUGGACCUUGAGGUGGGAGCAGUGUCCUUCUAUGCAGUGGAAGACAUGCGCCACCUCUACACCUUCCGCGUCAACUUCCAGGAGCGAGUGUUCCCCCUUUUCUCUGUUUGCUCUACUGGCACCUACUUGAGAAUCUGGCCUUAAAGAGCUCUGUCCUAGAAGGGGACAGGGGACAGGUGAACUCUCCUCCGUGAUACUGAGAUACUUUAUCUUGGACCUUCCUUCCCACUCCUACUUCAGCUGCCCAAGAAGGCUAUCACGGAGCACAACAUAGGCGCUGAAAACUGACUGAGCAAAGAGGCGCAAUUGGUAACUAAUGGCACAGCGAAGAGAUGCUGUGGACCCUUGGCGCCUGCUGGCUACUGUAAUGUUCCUGCAAGUGGUGUCUGAACUAUGGAGAGGGGUCGCUCACUGGCAUAAAAGCCCAGCUUUAAGCAAGGGUGCUUCCUAUCACAAGGGUGCUUCCUAUUCAGAAGGGUCCCUGUUUACACAGAAAAAUGUCAAAGACUGGUACCCUUGCGAAGGGUGUGGUUUGGCCUUGGGCCCAUCAUGUGUUAUUUUACAUUUGUGACAGCUGCAGGCUCUGCUCUGCCUGGAGAGGUCAUUGAGUCCUCCGGACCCAGCUGGCCUGGCUGGGUUGUUUAUUCAGAGAGGAGUGUUGUGGCUCCCCAGUUAGAGGCCAGUCUGGCUGGAUCUGAACGGAAACUCAUGACCUAUACAAGAGGCCAGACCUACAGUAUACACAUAUGAGCACAGUGCUGUUCUCCAGCACUCUUUGUGUGCAUCUUUUAACGAAUUGACUGCCAAUGUGUGGUCACAAAUGCCUCAAGCCUCACAUUUCCCUUUGAGUAAGGGAGUCAGAGGUUUUGGAACAGUGAAACACAAGUUGAUACUUACGAGUUUGCAGAUGCAGCUAUCACCAGUGUAGGGAUGCACACACCACAAGCACAGUCUUGACAAACCCUUUCUGGAACUUUCUAUAUCUAUGCAAACACCAGGACAUUCUGGUGGCAAGGAUUGCUGGACAUCUGCCCUGGAGGGAGUUGGGCAGGCCAGCCUCCUUAGCCUCUUGAAUGGCUAUUGUUCCAUAGCAUUCACAAAGCUGGGCCAAGAAGUGGGCUGUUCCCUGCUUAGUUCUCUGCUUGGAAGUGGGAGAAGAGAUGGAAAUAUAGAUUAUAAGCACAUUUCUAGGGGUGUCUGGACUCAUUCUUGCCUCUGUGGAUUGACUGCAGGAGGAUAUGUUGAGUAUUGGUUUCUGCUAGAAUAAUCCCAAAUGUUGUAUAUUUAAGGUGUGUAAGCUUGUGUGCUUGUAUCUCAGAUUUGGGAUGACAGUUACAGAGAGGGCGUUUAUGAAAAGCUGUAAGGGGUUAGCUGUUGGAAACAGAUAUCCACAUAAAACAUGGUUUCCUACUUACUGUGAUAUCAUGGGGACCAGAGUUCAGAUCCUAGCACCCAUGUAACAGGCAGUGUGCCUUGUAAAUACUCAGGUCUCCAGCUUCAAGGGAUAUGAUGCCCUCUUUUAGUCGCUGUAUGCAAACUUCAGAGUCUGUGCAUGUACAUAUGUAUAAUACAUUCAUAGAGACCAAUAUACUGAAAAAAUGCCCCCACAGCUUUCACUUCAAAGGGAAUAAGAGAUAGUUUAUUCUGGUGUGGGGACAUGACGGCCAGCCUUAACCUGAGGGCACUGUUAUUGCCUGCUCUGACCCAGUCAAUUAGUGACACUUCCCCUAGAGUGCUCAGAUCUGUAUAAUUUACAUACAGCUCCCCUGAGUAUAAUUUACAUACAGCUCCCCUGGCUAAAGAAACUUAAUAUGGUAUCAGGUAUCUCUGAGGCACUGACCUUUGCCCUGGAGUGCCCUGAGAUCCCAGUGGUCUUCAGGUGAGGUAAGAACAAGAUAACGGUGUUCCUGCUUUCCGAUUUUAUAAACUUGAUCCUCGCCGUGGGACUCGGGUAAGCGGUAUUUUCAUUACUAUACAACAGGAAAGAGAAACAACUGAGGGGAGAAAAACAAUUUUCUUGCCCAGCUAUGAAUUCCAUAGAUAACACCUUUGGCAUCUACCUUUAUAAUCACUUCCUUUAGCUCCCUCUGGCACAGCAUGGUGUUUGACUCUAAAGCUGCCUUCUGCUAGCAGUGAGAAUAAACAAAUUUAAUCUAAA